AUGAAGGCAUUCAGGCUUCUGCUCUGCACAUUCCUGUCCCUUUUCAGCCUUGGACAAGCAUCCAAGCUCGCUGUCCCCAGCGAGAUGCUCGCCAUGUACAACGCAUAUGUUUUGGAUUUUGUCAAGAAUGGAGCAAAACGUACCCUGGGACCAGGUCUAAGCAAUGAGGCCUUAGUUGACUUUGGGACCUUUACGGCGCACGUCUGGAUAGACAUUAAGUUUGAUCGAAAGGGCCUUUUCUUGAGCCAAGCCCCAGAAUAUGGGAAGAAUACCUUGAGCCAAAUUACGAAAAGCCUGCCAAAAUAUCCACUAUACGACCGAUCUCAUUUGCUAAAAGAUGAUUCUGUGACGAAUCAUCAGAUGGUCCUCAAAAAACUUCAUCAUGUCGUUCAAUCGACUCGAGGUAGCACCGCGUCGGGCUUCUCAGACGCCUGGAAAACCCAUCUCCCCGAGUUCAAGCGGGCUUUUGCAGGGACCCAAGGAGCGCGGCUAAGUGAGAUGUUCUCAGUCGGACUAAAGCCAUUGUUUGAGAAGAAAUUUACGACUUCCAAUUUGAAAUCUUCAUCAUAUCCUGUACUGGACACAGACGUUUCAUACGUUUACCAGAACUGGGGUUUGACAGCGGCGUCCGAAGAUAAUCCUAUAGAUGCAAUAAAUAAAUACCUGGAGUGGUAUCGUGGUCUGCUAUCUGAGACGGAGAAAACGAGAGGUGUGAAAACUUACCUAUCCCAUCGAGAAAUUACCGCGUCGAUUGGUAAGAGCUUGAGUCAGUUGGACAGCCUGGACAGCUGUGAUUAG
Messenger RNA from Penicillium soppii, 798 nucleotides. RefSeq lists its product as uncharacterized. The transcript has a single exon. The coding region runs from base 1 to 798 and encodes 265 amino acids. Lineage: Eukaryota; Fungi; Ascomycota; Eurotiomycetes; Eurotiales; Aspergillaceae. The record is from RefSeq and is a predicted model, not a curated record.